GCAAUCUGGAGGAGGGAGUUGAGCUAUUGGCGCAGGCGCAGUACUGCUGGAAGGACUUAUCAGUGUUGGAGGAACUCAACAGGUCGGGCAGAAUCGAUAGAGCGAAAUACAUAAUCGAUGUUUUGGGCCAAGACCCUCCAUGGGACACUGGACCGAUCAGCCCAGGCACCGUACACCCGAAGGGCCGAAGAUUUUGCGCAGGCGUAGUGCCGCUGGAGGACCGGACAUUUCGCGCAGGCGUAGUACUGCUGGAGGGCCAAUAAUUUCACGCAGGCGCAGUGUCGCUGGAGGACCCAGUAUUUGGCGCAGGCGUAGUGCCGCUGGAGGACCGAUCCGCUUAGGCGCCGAGCUGCUGGAGGACCGAACAUUUAGCACAGGCGCAGUGCCUUGGGGCCUAGUCUUUUCCCUUCUCCAUUGUGUCGGACGCCGCGUUCGCUCGUUCGCCCCGGGGGCCAUGGGUUCGGCCCCGCCGCCUCCGACCAGCGCCGCCGCCGCUGCCGCGGCCGCAGCCGCAGCGGCCGCCUCGGCCUCGGCCAGCCGCCGCCACUCGUGCUACCUGUGCGACCUGCCGCGGAUGCCGUGGGCCAUGAUCUGGGACUUCUCGCAGGCCGUGUGCCGCGGCUGCGUCAACUACGAGGGCGCCGACCGCAUCGAGCGCGUCAUCGAGCAGGCGCGCCACCUCAAGCGGGCACAUGGGCUGCCGGCCCCCGCCGCCGCCGCCGCCGCCGUGCCCCCGGCCCAGGCCCCGCCGCCCCGCUCGCCCGCGCCCCGGCCCCCCGCCCCGCACCCGCACCGCCUCCUGCUUCCCGACUACCCGCCCCCCGGUCCCGAGCUCCCGGCCGCUCGCCGCCCGCUGCUCGGCCCCGCCGCCGCCCUGCUGGGCCUGAGCCCCGGCCCCGGGCCCGCGCCCGCCCUCGGCCUGGAGUUGGGCCGCCGGCCCGAGCUGGAGCGGGCCCUGCGGGAGAAACCCGGCGGGGCCGCCUCCUCCUCGACCCCCGGAGGGGAGGCCUUGGCCGAGCUGGGCCGCGCCCUCCGCCACCGCGCCGAGGAGUGGGCCGGGCGGCCAGCCGCCGUGCGGGACUCACUGCUCGGCCUGUCCGAGUGUGCCCCCUUCGCCCUCCGCCUACGGGCCGACCCUUCCCUCACCGCCCGGGUGCUGGCCUUCGACGCGGCCGAGAGGCCCCAGGACCGGGCGCUGGAGCUGCGCCUCCUGAUCGAGUACCCGAGCGGCUCGGGCUCCGUGCACUGCGGGGCGACCGAGGCUUGCCGCCGGAUGCUGAACGACAGCAGCAAGGAGAGGCCGGGCAGCCCGGGCCUCGACUGCCUGGAGUAUCAGAGGAGGUCCGGGGGCUCGGGUGACUGGCGGCCCCUCUCCCAGCUGCUGACCGAGGGCACCCGCCUCUUCAAGGAGGCCCUGCCCGCUGACCUUCUGCCCGAAGCCCACUCGGGCGGCCUUGGCCUGCCGGGGGGCCAGGCCCGGCCAGGGACUCGCCGCCGAAAGGCUUCGCCAGAUGGUGAGCCAGAGGCAGCGGGCAAGGCAGGCGACGGGCAGCCGUGGGCGGCUGGCGGUGAGGGAGGGGCUCAAGUGGGCCACUCGCCCGUGGCCUUGGUCAGCAGCAGCGCCGCUGACCCCAAGGAAACCGGCCAGCCCGUGCAUUCCACCACGGCCCCUGGACACAGCGGCCAGCGACGGCUGACACCCCGCAACGGCGAGCCUGGGGUCCCGGACUCUGGCCAUGCCAGCGAGGUGCAGGGGGCCCCCGACUCCUCCAACGGGCCCCUGUGCUGCACCAUCUGCCACCAGCGGCUGGAGGACACCCACUUUGUCCAGUGCCCCUCGGUGCCUGCCCACAAGUUCUGCUUCCCCUGCUCACGGGAGAGCAUCAAGGCCCAGGGGGCGGGCGGUGAGGUGUACUGCCCCAGUGGCGAGAAGUGCCCGCUGGUCGGCUCCAGCGUGCCCUGGGCGUUCAUGCAGGGCGAGAUCGCCACCAUCCUGGCCGGUGACAUUAAGGUGAAGAAGGAACGGGACCCCUGAACUGUUGCACUGCUUGGGUCAUCUGUGUAAACUGAAGCACUCUUCCCGAGGGCCUGGGUUGCCUUCCUAACCAAAAUUAUUCACCUGUUUGGGCGGAGUCCUAGAAAAAAAAAUUGACUGUGUUGGGUGUAUUUGCCAAAUUCCACAGUCUGAGGCGACCUGGAAGGGUGUCUGCCAACUGACUACAGAAUGAAACUGCUUCAAUUGGUAACGUGGAUCCUCCGAGGAGCCUGGGCUUGUAUCCGCUGGGCACCCAGCACAAGGACUACCAUCUGGUUAUUCAAGUUGGUUCAUCGGACUCUUGUUGGACAUGCAAUUGUGUGUGCGUGUUUCUAUGUUGUGAAAUAUUGCUCUGGUAGUGUGAGAAAGCGUACCCGAGCAGUUUGGUUGACCUGCCGUUCCCUCGUGCUAUCCGCCCUCGCCUUUGUGGACGGUGAAGGUUCGAGCAUCGUUCGUUGACCCGAGUGCCCCCCGGCUCAGUUUGCAGAGCUCAGCCAGCCUGCUGAUGGUCAAACUUAUUGCUGGCUGCGACUCUCUGCCGGAGCAGAUGCAUGGUGUUCUGAAGUGGACUGUCAGAGCUGUACAGACGAGUCUGGAAAGGGAUAGUGGGUGCGACUUGUGUUCCUGAAUUAGCCCUUGUUGUCAGGGCUUCAACUGCAGCUGUAUAGCCGGCAAGAUCUCAACCAAGUCCAGUUUGUGUUGAAUUGUUUUGUUGUAACUCAUGGAUAGUGAGAGAUUUUAUCAUAAAUGUGUAUCGCGAGAACCCUGAUUGAGGAAUGGGGGGAUUUCCAGAGGAGCUUGGAACCCUGGGGAGGGGGGAGGUUGAGGAAGGGGCUGUCUGGGUAGCCUGUGAACGGCAGCUGCCCGACAAGCUGAGAGUGGCGUCUUUGUUUCAGUGUUGCCAGCAGGUCGAAUACUCGGCCAGUCUCCAGGGAGAAUGGUCUUGUGCCCAAAUAUCAGGCAGGGAUUUGUCUUUUAAUUAGUACAAAAAGUUAAACCUUGCAGAGUAGUGUCAAACAUGGAAUGUGUAACCCUUUGGAGUUUUACUGUGUUCCCAAAACACAUUCGCUGCUUCAAAGGCAAAGUAUAACAUGGACUCCACAUCCAUGAGGGGAGGGUGAAGUGUGGCCCUAGCUUGUUUCGAGCUUUACCCUGGUUUAUUGACUGGUGGUGUCACGAUUGUCAUAAUGAGGCGCUUGGGAACUAUCUUGUUCCUCUGUUUUGCGUCAGUCACGAACAAAUCAGCCUGAAGAAUCAUAACCUAUCAGCCUCCAGUUGGCGGGCAGAACUCUGGUAGUCCUCCCAAAAAUUCUGUUACACCUUGACUAGCCAACCCCCCCCCCCCCCGAAUCUGUCCCGCAGUGGGACUUCAAUCUUUUUAUUUUUGAGUUCGGGCAAAGUCUGUUGCCAUGCAAGUCUGGCAGAGCUACCAGUGAAACUGAAACAAGACAGUUCUGGGCUGCCGCAGGAGUUCGGUGUAAUUCACGGUUGUUUGAGUGGGAUUGGGGAUUGUAAUCAAAAUGUGAUUCAUCAUGGCAGACAGCGUGGUUUGCUGUUUCAUCAUCUCCUGUUACGUGUAUCAAAAAUACUACUGUUUGAAAACUUUAAUUUAAAAACUACUGCCCCCUUGCAAGUAAAUUUCUGGGCAAGUUUCAAUAGUGUCACUGUAAGGAUUUCAUGGUGGUCUGAUUAACCAGUGUGUUUUCUCUUAAUUCCUGUGAUUGUACUGCCUGCUUCUUCCACACCCCAUGUUGUAAUAAUCUGUAAUUAUGUUAACUUGUGAUAAUCAUGAUUUAAUUUUUUUAUGCAGUGGCAUACAAAGUUUGGGCACCCCGGUCAAAGUUCCUGUAACUGUGAAUAGUUAAGUGAGUAGAAGAUGAACUGAUUUCCAAAAGUCAUAGUUAAAGAUGAAACAUUUCUUCAUUUUAAGCAAGAAUUGAUGUAUUGUUUUUGUUUUGUACAAUUUUAGAGUGGGGGAUAAAAGGAAAGGAGCAUCAUGCAAAAGUUUGGGCACCCUAAGAGAUUUGAGCUCAGAUAACUUUUACCAAGGUCUCAGACCUUAAUUAGCCUGUUAGGGUUAUGGCUUGUUCACAGUCAUCCUUAGGAAGGGCCAGGUGAUGCAAAUUUCAAAGUUUUAUAAAUACCCUGACACCUCAAACCUUGUCCCAACAAUCAGCAGCCAUGGGCUCCUCUAAGCAGCUGCCUAGCACUCUGAAAUUAAAAUAAAUAAUGCCCACAAAGCAGGAGAAGACUAUAAGAAGACAGCAAUGUGUUUUCAGGUAGCCGUUUCCUCAGUUCAUAAUGUAAUUAAGAAAUGGCAGUUAACAGGAACAGUGGAAGUCAAGUUGUGGUCUGGAAGACCAGGAAAACUUUCUGAGAGAACUGCUCGUAGGAUUGCUAGCCCAUUUGACUGCAUUAGACCUUCAAGAAGAUUUAGCAGACUCUGGAGUGGUGGUGCAGUGUUCUACUGUGCAGUGACACCUGCACAAAUAUGACCUUCAUGGAAGAGUCAUCAGAAGAAAACCUUUCCUGUGUCCUCACCACAAAAUUCAGCAUCAGAAGUUUGCAAAGGAACAUCUAAACAAACCUGAUGCAUUUUGGAAACAAGUCCUGUGGACUGAUGAAGUUAAAAUAAAACUUUUUGGUCACAAUGAGCAAAGGUACGUUUGGAAAAAAAGGGUGCAGAAUUACAUGAAAAGAACACCUCUCCAACUGUUAAGCACGGGGGUGGAUCGAUCGUGCUUUGGGCUUGUGUUGCAGCCAGUGGCACGGGGAACAUUUCACUGGCAGAGGGAAGAAUGAAUUCAAUUAAUUACAAAGAAGUUCUGGAAGCAAACAUCACACUGUAAAAAAAAGCUUAAGAUGAAAAGAGGAUGGCUUCUACAACAGGAUAAUGAUCCUAAACACACCUCAAAAUCCACAAUGGACUACCUCAAGAGGCGCAAGCUGAAGGUUUUGCCAUGGGCCUCACAGUCCCCUGACCUAAACAUUGAAAAUCUGUGGAUAGACAUAAUGAGCAGUGCAUGCAAGAUGGCCCAAGAAUCUCACAGAACUAGAAGCCUUUUGUAAGGAAGAAUGGGCGAAAAUCCCCCAAACAAGAAUUGAAAGACUCUGAGCUGGCUGCAGUAAGUGUUUACAAGCUGUGAUACUUGCCAAAGGGGGUGUGACUAAGUACUGACCAUGCACGGUGCCCAAACUUUUGCUUCGGGCCCUUUUCCUCUUUUGUUAUUUUGAAACUGUAAAAGAUAGAAAUAAUAAAGUAAU
Molecule: messenger RNA, 5299 nt
Organism: Hypanus sabinus (Atlantic stingray)
Lineage: Eukaryota; Metazoa; Chordata; Chondrichthyes; Myliobatiformes; Dasyatidae
Product: interferon regulatory factor 2-binding protein 1-like
Exons: 1
Coding region: 140-2035 (631 amino acids)
Biological process (GO): regulation of transcription by RNA polymerase II
Cellular component (GO): nucleus
Molecular function (GO): transcription corepressor activity
Source: RefSeq, a predicted model, not a curated record